AGGACGCCUUGUGCGCUGAGAGAGCCGGCCCCCCGCUGGCGGUGGUUUUCCCUGGCGGUCUCUCUUUUCUCAAUUCCGUCUCCCGCUCUUCAUCGACUUCUCCUCGGUUUCCACCGUUCCUAGGACUGUCUAUCCCUCCUCUGAACCCUAGGGUUAUCAUUUAAUUUAAUCCCCAAAACCCAUCCGAUUUCUCGGUGGAAGUACCGAUGGAGAGCGUCCUACUGCCGGAGGAGAAGCAGCGCCUCAUCUCCUCCUUCCUCGAGAUCGCCGCCGGCCAGACCGCCGAUAUCGCUGCGCAGUUCCUCGAGGCCACGAGUUGGAAGCUUGAGGAAGCUAUCCAGCUGUUCUAUGCCGGGAACGAGUUUGGUGCGGUGCCAUCGUCGUCCUUGCCUCCACCAGUGAAUGAAAUCCCUAGUGAAAGGGAGAAUGUUGAGGUCAAUGAGAACGUAGGGCAAGGUGCUGGAGACGAUGAAGUGCGUGCGCCAUUACCGGUUAAGAGGGAUACUUUGUAUGGUGAUCCCUCCUUUAUCAGGCUACAUCCUAGUUCAGUGGUUGCAUUUCGUAAUUUUGAGGAGGAGUCAAAACGUCCUGCUGUUUGGGAAUCAGAUCAAAAGGCUGCGUCAACAUCAAAUGGCUCCCGUGAUAAUCUUGCUUCCUUAUAUCGCCCGCCUUUUGCAUUAAUGUACCAAGGGGCCUUUGACAAGGCGAAGGUAGAGGCUGCUGUGCAGGGUAAGUGGUUACUAAUCAACUUGCAGUCCACGGAGGAAUUCAGCUCACACAUGCUUAACCGGGAUACAUGGGCAAAUGAAGCUGUCGCACAAACGAUUCGUACUAAUUUCAUUUUCUGGCAGAUGUAUCAUGAUGCGAGCGAGGGGAAGAAGGUUUGCACCUACUACAACUUGGCUACUAUUCCUGCGAUUCUUGUCAUUGAUCCCAUCACUGGACAAAAAAUGCGUGCCUGGAGUGGCAUGGUACAACCUGAGCGUUUGUUGGAGGAUUUGCUUCCAUAUCUGGAUAAAGGUCCAAAGGAACAUCAUGCUAUUCUUCCUCAGAAACGUCCAAGAGAAAUGGCCAAGGAUUCUAAAGCUCAUACAUCAGGCAUGCCAGAUAAAACCCUUGUACCAAAGUAUCCAGAGACUCUGCAGAAAACAUCAGCUUCCUUGGAGGACACAGAAGGCCCUAUCAGGUCACUUGCCACCAAUGACGAGCCUAAACACGAGAAAGUUGCUGAAACUAGCUCAAGUGGAAAGCCCAUCUACCCUCCGCUGCCUGAAGAGCCAAAAGGAAGCAGGGAACUUCUUUGUAGAGUUGGAAUUCGUCUCCCUGAUGGACGGAGACUUCAGAGGAACUUUCUUCGUAAAGAUCCAGUAAAGUUUUUGUGGUCUUUCUGCUGCUCUAAAUUGGAGGAUGGAGGAACAAGACCUUUCCGUUUCACACAAGCAAUUCCUGGCGCAUCGAAGGUGUUGAACUAUGAGAGCAACCUAACUUUUGAAGAAGCAGGUUUAUCAAAUUCGAUGAUUUCUCUGGCUUGGGACUGAAAGUUUUAAGAUGUCGUGCAGAUAAAUACCAGAAGGUUAAAGACCUGAAUUUGUAUGUGUGAAAAAUAUCCUUUUGCUGCUCUUUCCCUUUGAAGUUCAGGGAUGGUUGGUGUAUAGGCAAACUUUAAAUUUCUAGCUUAUCACUAGUAACUAGUUUAUUACGAAUAUUUUGAGUUUUUUUUGGGUUUAGGUACUAAACUCAAUUUGUAGAUUGUAGUUUUAUGUUAUUUAUAGACAGACAGUUUGCUUCGAAGAGAAUUUACUAAACCCAUCCUUACAUGAUC
Messenger RNA from Phoenix dactylifera (date palm), 1822 nucleotides. RefSeq names its product UBX domain-containing protein. Gene Ontology annotation, biological process: proteasome-mediated ubiquitin-dependent protein catabolic process. NCBI's taxonomy places the organism in Eukaryota, Viridiplantae, Streptophyta, Magnoliopsida, Arecales, Arecaceae. The record is from RefSeq and is a predicted model, not a curated record. Gene Ontology annotation, molecular function: ubiquitin binding. Gene Ontology annotation, cellular component: nucleus.